Messenger RNA from Amblyraja radiata (thorny skate), 1460 nucleotides. Its product is annotated as receptor-interacting serine/threonine-protein kinase 2-like. The record is from RefSeq and is a predicted model, not a curated record. Lineage: Eukaryota; Metazoa; Chordata; Chondrichthyes; Rajiformes; Rajidae. The transcript is spliced from 10 exons. Bases 58 to 1287 code for a protein of 409 amino acids. Gene Ontology annotation, molecular function: JUN kinase kinase kinase activity; ATP binding. Gene Ontology annotation, biological process: protein phosphorylation.
CCUGUCUUCGGUGCAGCAACUACCCUGGCUUUGCCCACGGCGACAGAAGCGUGUUCAAUGUACAAGUGCCUGUUUUGCUGUGUUUCCGCUGGGGGCGGGCAGGAUUGCGGCGGCUCUCGGCAGUGGAGCGGCCGGAGAAUGGAGGGCGAACGCGGGGCGGCACCGGCUCCAGGGCCGGGCAGAUCCGCGGACGGCUCCAGCGGCAACUCGGCUGCUCACUUCGCUUGCAUCGACACUCGGGACUUGCAGGAGUGUGUGAAGAUCGGAGUCGGAGGCUUCGGAGAAGUUUACCGAGCGCAGCACCGAGUGUGGAGGAUUCAGCUGGCGGUGAAGUUCGGCGUGAGGGAGAACGGGAGUGAUGAGCAUGAACUGUUGGAAGAAGCAAAAAAGUUGCACAAGGCACAAUUUGAGUACAUUCUCCGCAUGUAUGGAAUUACAAAAUGCCACCCGAUCACUAGAACCAAAUCGCUGGGACUGGUAACUGCAUACGUGGAGAAUGGAUCACUGGAAAAACUCAUUCACCACCAUGACGUCCGUUUGCCUCUUCGACUGCGCUUUGUGUACGAGAUUGCUUUGGGGAUGAACUUCCUACAUAACCUUAGCCCAGCUCUCUAUCACCAUGACUUAAAGCCUGCUAAUAUUCUACUAGAUAAGGACUAUCACAUUAAGAUCUGUGAUUUUGGUCUGGCAAAAUGGCGGAAAUUAACAUGUGAAUACAGCAAUGAUUCCUGCAAAAACAACGGCACCCUUAGUUACAUGCCACCUGAAUGCUUGGAGAACAUCAAUACCAAGAAAGACAAAAAGUUUGAUGUGUACAGCUAUGGAAUUGUUAUCUGGGAGAUACUGACUUGCCAAGAACCUUAUAAAUAUGCUCUACAUUCUCAGCACAUAAAAGUGUGCGUAAGCAAUGGAGACAGACCUGACCUGGAUGAAAUCCCCCCAAACUUUCUGGAACCCUGUAAAACUCUCAUUAACCUGAUGAAACGAUGUUGGACUCAAAAUCCAAAUGAUCGUCCUCCCUUUUCAAGUUGUGUUAGUGAGCUUGAACCAGAACAGAGGAACGAGCAGGAGCUUCAACAGGCAGUGCAGAGCCUGACUCAACAGUCCAAUGAUGUCGUGGACUCUGGGCCUGGCAGCCAAGGAGACAUGAGGAGCUGUGGAAAUCUUUGUGAACCUGUUGAGGAGCAGAAUAAAAGCUACGAGCCUGUUCAAGAAUCCGCCCAGAAGGAAUACAAGGCUGAAGUGUGCCCUGAUGCCAGCAGAGAGGAAAUCACGAAGAGUGAGUAACUGUGGCAUUUGAGAGAAAACAAUCCCACAGGAGGCUCCCAUCUGGUUGUGUGGCUGAAGGGGAUUUUUGUGCCAUCAUGGACUCGGAGCUGGCUCAGUUAUUUGGGUCACCUCCACCUUGAAUGUAACUGGUCCCUUCUGACCUUGUCUAUUAUCUGUGGGCUUGCAGGGCA